AUGAACAACCAGCAGGAGGAGAUUGACGGUAUUGUUACCCGCAUUGAGGACCACCUUCGCCAAUUAUACGGGUACAAGGCUGAAGAGAACUUUGUUCUCCCUCGCUUUCUCGACAGCAUUGCAAUGCCAGACGUACCAACCUAUCCAGCCAUGUCAGAACAAUCCUCAUCCAGAAGAACAUCGAGAAGACCGCCAUCGGAUUCCACCACGCCAGAUCGACCGGCCUUCUCUUUCGCUCUACCUCCGCAACCAAAGUCACCUGGUGGUUCUACCAGGUCUGGAUACUCAAACACAACAGCGAUAACCCACAAGUCACCAGACUACACUAUAGAACUACAAAUGAGAGGCGUCAUCGAAGCAGAAAAUGUACCGCCGGAAUUUGAUAGCAUCAGAAAAGCCCUACAGCGCAAAUCACCAGGGCUCAACGCCCUUGAUAAAGACACUGUCGAUGGUUUCAACCAACUUUUAGUUGGCCCAAACAAUGAAGCUACCAUCCAAGCCGUUAUCGUCCCCAACCUUAUUGAUCAAAUCGGGAUCGUUCGCAAUCCGCAAACAUAUGCUAUCAAUCAAGCCCAGUUCGUGGCCGAAGGUGUCUUGCCUCCCCUCUUUCAAGGCGAGGAGAUCACCAAAAUCCCCUCACCAUGUCCGGGCCUCACCAUCGGCCUCUGGCGAGCUAGCUUCUGUGACUACAUAGUAGUCCUGCAUAAGCUAGGGACCAUGGCAUCCCCCAUCGGCUGCGCCCCCGACAUUAUCUUCCCAUGUUUUACGAUAGAAGUGAAGGGAGACUCAGGAGCCAAUGACGCGCGUAUGCGAAAUCAAAAUAAUGCUGCUCAUAUGCUACGCCACCUCCGUGAUCUGUCCUCCCUAGCCCAGGGUAAAGAUCACCGCACAUGUCAUUACUAUCUCUGCACAUUGGACGGUGGCGAAGUCUAA
Messenger RNA from Penicillium robsamsonii, 933 nucleotides. RefSeq lists its product as uncharacterized. The transcript has 3 exons. NCBI's taxonomy places the organism in Eukaryota, Fungi, Ascomycota, Eurotiomycetes, Eurotiales, Aspergillaceae. The coding region runs from base 1 to 933 and encodes 310 amino acids. The record is from RefSeq and is a predicted model, not a curated record.